This is a messenger RNA of Tachysurus fulvidraco (yellow catfish), 2522 nucleotides long. Its product is annotated as glycine N-acyltransferase-like protein 3. NCBI's taxonomy places the organism in Eukaryota, Metazoa, Chordata, Actinopteri, Siluriformes, Bagridae. Bases 132 to 1106 code for a protein of 324 amino acids. The record is from RefSeq and is a predicted model, not a curated record. The transcript has 7 exons. Gene Ontology annotation, molecular function: glycine N-acyltransferase activity. Gene Ontology annotation, cellular component: mitochondrion.
CUGUUGAACUUCAUGUAUAUCAUACAUGUCAGACUACCCGAAAGAGGUUGGUAUAGUUUGUGAUUGGAACACUUACCGAUCAUUGGACAAGACACCUGUCACUCAAAGAUGGGAUGGAUGGAUAGAUAUCUAUGAAGAUGAACAGAUUACAUAAAACGUGGGCAGGAACUAGACCCAAAGAGCUUUGUAUAGCCAUGAAGUUGUUGAACAAGGAGGAGCUGAAGAAAGCAGAGGAAGCGCUCAGAUAUUAUUGUCCCCAGGCGCAGCAGCACUUUAAAAAAAAAAAAAAAGCUAUGAAGGUGCUGAGCAAGGAGGAGCUGAAGAAAGCUGAGGAAGCUCUCAGACAUUACUUUCCCCAGUCACAGCAGGUAUAUGGAUUUGUUUUUCUGAUGAAUCGAGUUGAAGCCAGUCCCACAGAUGUGCUGGUGGAUCGCUGGCCUGAUUUUAACGUCCUAUUCAUCAGACCACAAAGGCAGGAGAAAGCAGAUCUUUUCAAAGCCAUGUCCGUUUUUGCCAAGGAUGACAGAUCCCUCAGGAGCGUACUGAUCAGGACAGACAUUUUUGACUGGAAGCAGUACUUCUGUCUAAGUGUCGACGUGUGCCACAUGGACCUGAUAAGAAGUACAGCUGUGAACAAAGGGGUGCAGAAUAUUAAAAACCACAUGUGCCACAUGAUGAAGCUCAAAGAUCCUUCUAAACUUACCACGGAAAGGUUCUCCUUAACAGUGUCUUCGCUGGACGAGUCGCACGUUGCUCUGGUCAAUAGCACCUGGAAAUUUGGCUGCGGUGAAUUAAGUGAGCGGUUCAUCAGGGAAAUUAUUGUGAACUUUCCUUCGUGUUGCCUGCUGGAUUCUGAGGGGCGACCGGUGUCCUGGAUCUUGACCUAUGCUUCCUGUGCGAUGGGAAUGCUGUACACAUUGCCAGAGCACAGACAGAAAGGCUACGCCAAAGCCCUGGUCACCAUAUUGGCAAAGAAACUACAUUCAGACGGCUACCCGGUCUACUGCUUCAUUGAGUUGGAGAACCAACCAUCGUACAGGCUCUUUACCAAUUUAGGUUUCACCUCAGAUCCAUCUUACAGGGCUUGGUUUGUAUGUGAUCAUUAAAAACAAGCUUGUUUAUAGAGAUAUUUGUUGGAUGAGAAUUUGGUGAUAUCACGUAAUUGUUUUAAUCAUUGAGACAUAUUGUUUUAGAAAGGCUGCUGUUGAGCUCUCACACAAACUGACCACAGAUUUCACACCUUUUCUUUAUUCUGAUGUUUGAUUUGAACAUUACCUGAAGCUCUUGAUAUGGACCUGCAUUAUUUGGCUGAUUAGAUUACCGUAGAAUUGAGCAGCUGGGCAGUGAGUGUAUUUAUCAUUUACACACAAAAGUAAUAUUUUAUUUAUUCACCCAACUUAAAUAUCCUGUGUGAGUCCUGUGCAUGUCCAAUUAUUUUUUCAUUCUUAGAUUUCUUCUCCUGGUACAUUUUAAAGAGAGACAUAUGACUGAUCUGGUAAGCCUUAUUGCAAUGUGUCUUAUAGUGUGCUGUGGACCAUUCACUUUAUGUAGACACAUGUCCUUCUAAAUGUUAUGUCAUGGCCCUAGUCACCAAACUCUUUAUUUUAAUUCUUUAUUGAUUAUUUUCAAAGCAUCUUUGCUUUAAAACAUCUACAAAACAUAGUACUGUAUUUUUGUUCUCUGUUUCAUAUCAAACCAUUAGCUAUUCACCUUUUUUACAGUGGGGUAAAUAAAUAUUCACAGUUCCUGUGCAGCAAUUCAUAUGAAAUUUUUCAUACCAAAAAGCUCCAUUAUGGAAGAAAAGGCAUGUUGAAGCUUGUUUAAACAUUUGGGAAAGUCUGUGAGUUAUUUGGAAAAUGGAGGCUGUAGUGGUGGACUGCAUCUUUUGUUGGUUUCUUGACAAAAAGCUCUUUCAGAGUGUUCUUGGCUCUUGAGCUACGUCGGAGCUACAUCCUCUGACUCUCUGGUCAGAAAUCUUGUGAAGAGCUCCUGUGCCUGGCUUGUGAAUGAUGGCAUGAUGUUUUUUACACUUGUGACUAAGAGCUCAAUAAUCUCUUCAUUCAUUCAUUCAUUCAUUCAUUCAUUCAUUCAUUUUCUACCGCUUAUCCGAACUUCUUGGGUUAUAGUGAGCUUGUGCCUAUCUCCGGCGUCAUCGGGCAUUGAGGCAGGAUACACCCUGGAUGGAGUGGCACUAACCCAGCUAGUUCAUAUUUAAUUCCCCUUCUCUGUAAUGUGGUGCCAACUUUUCUGAAUCUUUAUAAUUGUUGUACUUUUGUUUUGCUCAGUACUUUUAUACUUUCAUGCACUUUUAGAUGUCAGAUCAAACCUGUCCUGGCUAUUUUAGAGGGACCAAAAACAACGAACACAAUAAAUUUCUCUAAUAAUCAGAAAUUGCCCACAAACCCAAAUAAACAUGAAUGUCAUUUUCUCCAUUUUUGUAUAAACAAACUCUGUACCAUUUACGCUGGGUCCAGCACUGUAAGAAAUAAAAAAAUGUGUGAAAAUAAAACGGUGAGGUUGAA